GGGAUUUCAGCCUCGGCAUUAACUUGCCCGGGGAGCCGGGAUUGCACAAAGCUCCCCCGGCCAUCUGCCCUUGGGGGCCGGCGGCGCAGCGCCUGCCCGCCGCGCUGGGCAGGGCAGGGCAGGGCUGGGCAGGGCAGGGCAGGGCUGGGGGGGUGUGUUUUGGGGGUUCCCCCGGCCCCGAAGUUCGCUGCUCCGCCGGGAGCCCCUCGCCGCAGAGCUCCCUCCCGGUCCCUCCUGCUGAUGAGCUCUGCCUUUGUCCUGACCAUGAAAGAGAGAGGAGAUCUCAGGUAGCCCCAUGGAUUGCAGCUGAAGGCUUUGGGAACUUGGUGCUCGUUGCCAAAAGGCAGAAUUGGACAGGAAUCCUCGCCACCACCACAGGACACAGCGGGAGAAGCCAAGGCCAGCCCUGCCCCAGUCACCCCCGUGACCACCCAGCACCUGCCGGGACCACCACGGAUCUGGGCACCGACCUGCUCACGCUGACACAACCAUCCUUUGGGAAAAAGGAAUUUCAGCUCCAAGCAGUCUCUCUUGUCAGAGUUGUACUGAUGACCAGAUGCUCUAUUUAUUUUAUGUGCUAAUGUUCUAACACCCAAAUAAUUAAGGCAGACACAGUUUGAGGCACUUUCCACAGCGACGCAUUUGGAGCAGACCAGAAGGUUGAGGAAAACCUGAUCCAGCACCAUCUCACGGCCUCCAAUUUACUCCUAUCAAAUUUCAUCAGCAGCUCAGAACUUGAUCUUUGUAUUGAUUGACUGGAGUCACCUCUAGAUAUUUUCAUGCUGAUUUGGAAGACCUUUCGUACAAUAAAAGGGGGAAAAAAUGAGGUUAAGGAAGACUUUUGACCACUGAUCAGCAACUCUGGCCAAAACUUUCCCAAUCAAGCGAAUUGCAAAGUUGGCUUCUGUGCCAAGAGGAACUUUCCAAGUCCAGAUACAGCGUGCAGAGUGGGAUCAUCCCUGUUCCUGUCUGGAUCUCCUUCGACUGGAGCAUUUUUAGAUGAGGAGUUUCCAUGCUGAUCCCGAGAGCCACCCCUAGCCCAGCAGCCGCCUUCCUCGGGACUCUCGGCACUGCCCUCGCCCAGGGAUCCCGCGCUUGGCCGCAGCUGCCAUGCUCUACCUGGCUGCUCUCCUCGUGCACUGCGUCCCCCUGGCCAUGGGGCAGUAUGACAUUUGCAAGUCCUGGGUGACCACGGAUGAUGGCCCAUCAUGGGAGUUUUAUGCUUGCCAGCCCAAGGCCAUGCGGAUGAAGGAUUACGUGACCGUGCGGGUGGAUCCGGCAGGAAUCACUUGUGGGGAUCCUCCGGAGAGGUUCUGCACCCAUGAGAACCCGUACCUGUGCAGCGACGAGUGCGACGCCUCCAACCCCGACCUGGCCCACCCGCCCAAGCUGAUGUUCGACAGCGAGGACGAGGGGCUGGCCACUUACUGGCAGAGCGUGACGUGGCGCCGGUACCCGGAGCCGCUGCUGGCCAACAUCACCCUGUCCUGGAACAAGAGCAUCGAGCUGACCGACGACAUCGUCAUCACCUUCGAGUACGGGCGCCCCACCAUCAUGAUGCUGGAGAAGUCUCUGGACAACGGGAGGACUUGGCACCCGUACCAGUAUUACGCAGAUGACUGCAUGGAGGCCUUCAGCAUGCCAGCACGGAGGGUCCGGGACCUCUCCACCACCAGUGCCAACAGGGUCCUCUGCACGGAGGAGUAUUCCCGCUGGGCGGGCUCCAAAAAAGAGAAAACCGUCCGGUUUGAGGUGCGGGACCGCUUCGCCAUCUUCGCUGGCCCCGACCUCAAGAACAUGGACAACUUGUACACGCGGCUGGAGAGCGCCAAAGGGCUCAAGGACUUCUUCACCGUGACCGACCUGCGCAUGAGGCUGCUGAGGCCCGCCCUGGGGGGCACCUACGUGCAGAGGGAGAACCUGUACAAGUACUUCUACGCCGUCUCCAACAUCGAAGUCACCGGCAGGUGUAAAUGCAACCUCCACGCCAACCUGUGCACCUUCAAAGAGGGCAGCCUCCAGUGCGAGUGUGAGCACAACACCACGGGCCAGGACUGUGGCAAGUGCAAGAAGAACUUUCGCUCCAGGUCCUGGCGAGCAGGGUCCUACCUGCCCCUGCCCAACGGGUCCCCCAAUGCAUGUGCAGCUGCAGGCUCAGCCUUUGGCAACUGCGAGUGCUACGGCCACUCCAACCGCUGCAGCUACAUCGACUUCCUGAACGUGGUGACCUGCGUGAGCUGCAAGCACAACACGCGGGGCCAGCACUGCCAGCACUGCCGCCUGGGCUUCUACCGCAACAGCUCCGCCGAGCUGGACGACGAGAAUGUCUGCAUAGAAUGUAACUGCAACCAGAUCGGCUCCAUGCACGACCGCUGCAACGAGACCGGCUACUGUGAGUGCAGGGAAGGCGCCACGGGGCCCAAGUGCGACGACUGCCUCCCCAACUACUACUGGAGACAGGGCUGCUUCCCCAAUGUCUGCGACGACGAGCUCCUGCUCUGCCAGAACGGCGGCACCUGCUACCAGAACCAGCGCUGCAUCUGCCCCGUGGGCUUCAAGGGCGUGCUGUGCCAGCAGUCCAGGUGUGAAGUGGACAAAAAGGACUGUGACGGUGCCCCCGGUGCCGGUGGCAGCCUGGCCGCCGUGGCGCUGGGGCUGCUCGCCCUGCAGCUGCCAGGCUGGGUGGAUCUCUGAGGCUGCACAGCCCGAGGGACAUGGGGACACCGAGGUGACGGGUGGCCGUCCCCACCGCCUCCUCCGCCUUCCUUCACGCUAGGACUUGCACGACGUCUUUCGGGCCACUUUCCAAGCAGAGAGGUACGCAGGGAGCUGAGCGCUGCCCGCGGAGCCAGCCCGGGGUGCCCGCUGGGGACACGGGGACAUCAGCAGCCUGUGGGGACACGGCCCGUCCCUGCGCACAGGGACUCUGUCCUGCUCCGCACAGGGCGGCCCGGGCUCCGGGCAAAACAGUGCCGCGAUCCGAGGGAUGGUUUUUUUUUAUUAUUCCUUUAUUUACUUUGGUAUAGGCUGGGGUGUUGUUUUUAUUUUCCCUCCUCUUAGCGUCCUGGUUUGGAAGAGCCGGUGAUGACAAGAGCAGAGCCCCAGCACACAGCAGGCAGGGGACAGGAGGGAGGGGAGAGGGGACUCUGGUCCAUCCCUGCUGCAUAGCCCCACAUCCCACCACAGGCCUGGCCUGGCCACGCACAUACUGUUGCCUACGACUGUAGUUGCUGCAUUGAUUUUGUAUUUUCAUGGCUGGGUUUUCUUUUCUUGCACUUAUGGAGAGCACAGGGGCCGCGAGGCGUUUGGAACUUGAGGAGUGCAGUGUCUUAUCCACACAUGUCCGUAUGGUGUACGGGUCAAAUUCUUUUGGUAGAGACUUAUUUUUGUUUGGAUUAAAUGUUAUAACAGAACCACGACCUAAAGGGACAUUUUAUCAUGAGCAUUUGAUUCUGGUGUAUCCUCCUCCAGUAAAGCAACUAUUAAUGGCUGCUUGAUCACCACGUUUUCCUUUUUGUGUGCACAGUUAAUUACAGGUAAAGACUUAUUUUUUGAUUCAUAA
Messenger RNA from Onychostruthus taczanowskii (white-rumped snowfinch), 3562 nucleotides. It is a transcript of the gene NTNG2, whose product is annotated as netrin G2. Lineage: Eukaryota; Metazoa; Chordata; Aves; Passeriformes; Passeridae. The transcript is spliced from 8 exons. Bases 1111 to 2694 code for a protein of 527 amino acids. The record is from RefSeq and is a predicted model, not a curated record.